This is a messenger RNA of Anthostomella pinea, 1281 nucleotides long. The record is from the annotation of a GenBank genome assembly. Lineage: Eukaryota; Fungi; Ascomycota; Sordariomycetes; Xylariales; Xylariaceae.
AUGGGCUACGGGUCGACAUCCGACAGCAAGACUAGUGCCCGGGACGGCGGCAACGAGCACGAUGGCUCCGGUCCGUCUUCACAUCCUGCGGGAGGUCCCACCCCGCCGAUCUCGCCUCCCGCCGGAGAAGAAGGACCCGACGAUGCGGACCAUCAGAAGCAUGGUGCCAUUCGGCAGCGACUACGAGGCUUCUAUGAGAGAAACUUCGGACUCGUGCUCGUCUUUUUAGCUCAAACAUUUGGAUCUAUCAUGAGCACGGCUGCAAAACUACUGACGUCCAGCGAGUCGUCUCCCAAAUUCCAUGCCUUGGAAAUUAUAUUUGUCCGCAUGCUCGCAACUGCCAUCCUCGGCUCGUUGUACAUGUGGUUCAAGAAGGUCCCCGACUUCCCCCUCGGACAGCGCAGUGUCAGGGGCCUCCUCGUACUCCGUGGCACAGCUGGUUUCAUUGGGCUCUUCGGCCUGUACUGCAAGUACUCGCUGUCCUAUCUGGAGAUAUCAGAUGCCACCGCUAUCAGCUUUCUUGUUCCGACAUGGACGGCCAUUGUCUGCUUUGUCUGGUUGAAGGAGCCAUAUAGGUUGCAAGAAGCCAUGUCCGGCCUCCUCGCUCUCGUAGGGGUGCUGUUCAUCGCUCGACCAGCUUUCCUCUUUGGAGACAAGGUAGUUGACCCGAUCUCCGGUGAUCCCGUGUACAAUAACCAGACCGUGACUGCUCUCAUCGUGAAUCGUCCUCCUGGCAUGGUACACCCAGACUCGCCUUCUCCCGCCGAGCGAGCUGUGGCUAUUGUAUGUGCCAUUAUUGGCACGUUUGCGGCGGCUACGGCAUACGGCACGAUACGUAUCAUCGGGAAAAGGGCACACUCGUUGGUCAGCGUCAACUACUUCGCUGUAUUGGCCACGAUCGGCUCGGCCCUGAUCAUCUUGAUCCACCCGGAUCUGCACUUCGUGCUGCCACGAGGCGCCCUUCAAUGGACCUUACUCGUCAUCAUUGGAGUCGCGGGGUUCCUGCUGCAGUUUCUUCUGACGGAAGGGCUGCAGAGAGAGAAAGGCGGGAGAGCAACGAAUGUGACCUAUCUGCAAAUGGUGUUUGCACUAAUCAUUGAGCGAGUGAUCUGGGGAACGACCCCUCCGGUAGUCAGCCUUCUCGGGAGCGCCUUGAUCAUCGGAGCCGCAAUCUGGUUGAGUCUACAGAAGAGCAAACCCGCGGACGCGCAGAAAAGGACUGCACUGGUUGACGAGGAGAGCAGCCUACUGGGCCCAGGAAGAAGGCAGAGCGAUAGCUAA